Molecule: messenger RNA, 1635 nt
Organism: Ceratina calcarata
Lineage: Eukaryota; Metazoa; Arthropoda; Insecta; Hymenoptera; Apidae
Exons: 4
Coding region: 909-1268 (119 amino acids)
Source: RefSeq, a predicted model, not a curated record
UCAACAAAUACAAGAAAAGAAAGCUAAAUUAUUGGCGUUAUAAAAAGUUAACCAUGGGUCAACAUGUAAUGGAUUACCACAGUCUAUCCGAGCAGUAGCGCGAACGCAGUUGUCAGGUGCUAUAUGGUAAUUCGACUCACUAUACCGUUUUUGAUUUCCGGUGAAAUCCUGCGCAUCGAGUAGGCGAGAAACGUGGGAGUCGCAGGUACAUGGGAGGAUGAGUAGUCAAUUUCCUUUCAGCGACACCGGUGACAUCGACGGAGACGUCGGACCAUUUAUAACGGUCGCUAAUAGAUCUUCGGUAAGCCGGCGUGAGGCCGUUUUACAGGUUUUCCGUCAACAUCGGAAUACAUCAGAGGUAUAUCGUCUGGCGACUAAUGGUCGUCGACGUCUACCCCGACGUCGUUGCCGUUGAAACGUGAGCCCUUUCCGCCAACGGUGUCAACCCUGUCUUGACACCUCGGGCUCAGGAAUCGUGGUCGGUUGAUAAAUCGACGAUAUCCGAAAAAUUUGUCAGCGACGCCUCCUCUCCGUGAUCCAUUGAAUCGUUCAACAGUUUUCCUGAAGAGCACACGUAAUCGGCCUGUCUUCGAUCUCAAAGCAUUCCGAUGGGAGACCUUCGGGGUAGUGUAUAAAAAAUAUUUUCCAAAAGUUGUAAGACGAAAUGGAUUGGAGUCCAGCGGCCCGGCCGUAUCUCGAAUCCAGGCGGCUAACAAAUCGUCCGGCUUUUGCUUCGAACGCUCCCGUGCGCUUAUUCGAAACAUGAUUAACUACCAUUCGCGUCCCGCUGACUGGUAAAUGGUUCGUCGGCCGAAGGUUGGUCGCCAUUGACAGGAGAUUGGAAUCAUUGACUCCACGUUCAUUCAACGAUCAGAUAUGUACAUCGAGCGAACGUACACGAUAGCGGGAUGUCGUUGGUGAACAGUUCAGCAAGCAUCAUUAGUGCAAGGGUUUCGUAUACGAAAUCGAAUGGGACGCGUACGACGGAGCACAGUCAACCGAACGGCAUGGUAUGGCGCAGCGUCGAAACCGUCGAUUCGUUCGGAAUGAACUGGUCCAGCAAGGUGAGGGACUUCCGGCCCCGGUCCGCUAUUAUUUUUGGGUGCCGCCUGGGUGUGACGAAGCUGAGUGAGUCAAGCGACGCUAGUGAUUUAGGCCCCCUUCGACUGUGGAAUCAUCGUGAACGCGAUACACAGGGACACACACGACCGCAGGUGAAUUGUGCGGCGGAUGGGACGAUGUCAGAAAGCUCCGGCCAGCGAAGCUAAUUCCAUCAACACUCGGUGGAUCGUUUCGCUUUCUGAUAUCUCAAAGACGGCGCGGCGCGACGGAACCCAACUAAGUGAUAAAACCAAGCAGGACAAUUUGUUACAAGGAGGCAGCCUUUACACCCGUGCACAGCAACCGGCAGCAGAGCUAAAUGGAGGUUAGCGCUACGCUGGCCCAUCGUCGGAAUUUUAUUAUUCAGGUUUCUACACACUGUGCCGGUGAAAUCUUUAUUUGGAAUCAUUCCAAGAACAAUAACGUAUAUGCCUGCGGCCCCCGUCCACCACUCUCCGUGUCUUUCCUUUCCUUCCGCCGAGCACUUCUCCCUCCCUCCUCGCCAACCCCUUCUUCGUGCCGGACCGAUCUGCU